This is a messenger RNA of Brienomyrus brachyistius, 6049 nucleotides long. It is a transcript of the gene lztfl1, whose product is annotated as leucine zipper transcription factor-like 1. Lineage: Eukaryota; Metazoa; Chordata; Actinopteri; Osteoglossiformes; Mormyridae. Gene Ontology annotation, cellular component: cytoplasm. The record is from RefSeq and is a predicted model, not a curated record. The transcript has 2 exons. The coding region runs from base 1990 to 3162 and encodes 390 amino acids. Gene Ontology annotation, biological process: negative regulation of protein localization to cilium.
UUUGUAAAUUAAAUUUUCUUGAAUAAGACAAACAUUAAAUUGCAGAUGGAAACAUCUCACAAAUUCAGUGAAUAGCAGAUUUGACAAACUUUGAUUUCUAUAUGUACAUAAAUACAAGCACAUUUGAUUUAUUCUAUUUUGAAAUUAAAUAUUACGGUCUCAGGCAUUGAAAGAUUUUCUGACGAGUUUUCGAUGACUCAUAGAGAUUCCAGGAAGUUUGGCAGAUGAAUUCGAGAAGCUUCUAUUUCACAGGAAGUAAAGUCACAUGCACUUAUGAAUAUUCAAAUAUAGGAAGUACUUUCCCCAGAGAGAAUAUAACUUCUAUUCCUUUCAAAAACUAUUUGGCUUAAAAGUAGCAGUAAAUAAAAUGUGGUGUUAUAGAGAGAAUAGGAGAGUGAGACUGAGAGAGAAAUGCCAUUUAGUAAAGAGAAUAAGAAAAAUCUGAAAAUGGCUGCAGUCUCCUGCACCUUGGAAUACAGCUGGGUUUUGUUGUACAACAGUCGAUGUGGAGCCAAUGCAACUGGCGUGAAGAUGCAGACCGUUAUGGAUCAUGAUUCUCCAGUGGUGGCUUCCAGGUUCAUGAGUAUUUCUGCUGGUGAAAGACCAUUCUCCAGGGGUGAUGCUCAGUAGUUCAGAAUAGCCAGGUAAGGAUCUUCUGAGGUAAGGAUCUUCUACAGUUUUUGCAGCUUUUUUCAAAAUGCGCUUCACAAUUUGCACUCCUUUCUCUGAUAACCCAUUUGACUGUGGGUAAAGAGGGCUUGAGGUUAUAUGUUUGAACCCAUACUUUUUAGCGAAGUCGUUAAAGCAUUGGCUUGUGAAUUGUGCUCUGUUGUCACUUACAACAGUCAAUGGAAUUCUAUGGCAUGCAAACAUGGCUUUUGCACGUGCCACAACCCUUUCCACUAUUGUGUCACUCAGCCCUGUAAAUUCAGGGUAGUUGGAGUGAUAGUCCAUGACUAAGAGAUAGUCUUUGCCUUUCAGAUGGAAAAGAUCCAUUCCUACUUUCCUCCAUGGAUCUUGAUCCUUUUUGUGUGAACAUUACAUGUAAUCAAUACCUGACUGUCAAAUCAAAUUAAUUCAGUACAAUUCGAGAACUUUUUGACAAUAUUUUAUUGUCACAUGACAUAGAGCUGAUCAUAUAUGUAUGAGUGCCGAUAUGUAUAAUUUUUUUCUCAUUUACUAGUUUUAAAAGGACUUUUUAAAAGUAGGGCUGCAUUUGAAAAUAAGAUAAAAUAAAAUGUGAAAAUUGUGCAUGUUUGAAUAAAGUGCUUAAUUAACUUAAAUCGCAAAACCCUAGUACAAUCGUUUUUAUGUCAUAUAUUUUACUGUUCAUGGAUUUAAGUAUUGGUUUCAAUAAUCCACACACGGUUAAAUUAAAAUUAAAGUCUCGUUUUAAUAUAAAUACUUAUGAACUCAGAGUAGGAUACGGGCGGUCAUAUUAUUUCAAAACAUGUUAUUGUCACGAUCGACUAUUAGGCUGGCGAUCGCACAUGCAGGUGAUGCGAGUAGUAAGCAGGCAGGUAGGCAAAAUAUGGGGAAACUGGGGUUUAUUCAGGUACAGGCAGGACAGAACGGAAAGGAACAGGAACAGCAGGGAGGUAGCCGGAGGGGCUGCAGGCGGCCAGGAUGCCGGAGCCGGAGGGAACCUCGGAACGGCCGAGGAGGCAGGGCGAGGGACUGACAGAGGGACUGAGGAGGGAGCCGGAGGGGAGACCAGGAAAGGAGAUGAGGGAGCUGGAAGGGACCCUGGCGAGGGCAAGGAGAGGGGGGGUGCCGCUGCAGGCAGCGACGUCUUCCGCCGCGCUUGAGCGGGAGGAUCUGUAGGCGACUGAGGAGCCGCCAUCGGAGGACCCGCAGGCGUCCGCCGAGGAACCGGCGGAGGGAGCGAGGCAGGGUGACUAGGUCAUGAAGGGGGACCUGCAGGCGAUUGCCGACCUGGCGGACCAGGACCUGCAGGCGCCGACCUAGCCAUAGCGCCAGCGAGUGAGGAUGAGCCAGGGAGUCGGGCGGGAGGGACCCCAGUCCUUUGUCUGUGCCCCCUCCCCUUGCGGGACACAUACAUACCGACCCCUGCUAGGGAUCGAGUUCGCCGGGGUGAGGGCGAAGGAGUCACUAGCGAGGUCCCCGAGGGGUCCCAUUCAAGUUCCUCCACUUCCGAGGAGGGAGGAGCGACAGUGGUGUCCUCCGGGACCUCCUCGGGGACUGGAGUUUGGUCAGGGACAGGUGUGGGGCAAGGAACAAGAGCCCCAGGGGGCACAGUCAUUUGAGGGAGAGGCGGAGGGAGCGCCUCGGACGUGGGCCCGGGAGCUGCUGCAGGCAGAGGGAGUGCCUCGGGCGUGGGAGCUACUGCAGGCAGAGGGAGCGCCUGCUCGGGAGCUGGAGCCGCAGACAGCAGUGGCGGCUGCUCCAGGAGCUCAGGCGGUGGCGGCUGCUGCUCAGGAUGAGCAGGCAGCGGCGACAGCUCCUGCGUGGGAGCCGUGGGCAGAGGCAGCUGCAUCUGCGCUGGAGCCGCGGGCAGGGGUGGCUGCGCAGGCGUUGGAGCCACGGGCAGGGGCGGCUGCGCAGGCUUUGGAGCCGCCGGCCGAGGUGGCUGUUUGCUCACGGGAGGCCCCUCCCCAAGGUGCGCCUCUCCGGGCGAGUUCAGCAGGGAAGGCGGCAGUACUGGCUGCGCAGGUGAUCGCGGAGGCGGCUGCACGGGAUGCGCAGACGGCAGCGGAGGCGGCUGCGCCGGAUGCACAGGCGGCUGCUCGGGAGCGGGGUCCGCCGGCAGUGGCCCCCCUGUUGGCCAGGCGCUCGGGCUGGAAACCAUACCGCUCCAGUGGUGGUGGUAGCUCCGCGGUGUAUGGCUCCGGUUUCAGCAGGAGGAGGGGUUCCUCCUCCUCCUCGCUCCCUGUCGGGAGCCACAGCCUAGCGAGAGAGCACGCUCCUAGGCUGAUGGUCGAUGCCUUUGGUCUCCUUCUUCUCUGCCUUUAUUUCUUUCUUUUUGGGUCCAUCAUUCUGUCAAGAUCGACGAUUAAGCUGGCGAUCGCACGUGCAGGUGAUGCGAGCAGUAAGCAGGCAGGUAGGCAGAAUAUGGGGAAAUUGGGGUUUAUUCAGGUCCGGGCAGGACAGAACGGAAAGGAACAGGAACAGAAGACUCGAACAUCGACUUACAUCGGGUAACAUCAAUGACGGACCAUCAACUCUGGCAAGACAAGGACUCAAAUAGACAGGACUGAUCAAAAUAACUAGACACAGUUGGCGACGAUCAGGGAAGCACACGUGGGUAAUCAGGGGGUGUGGCACACACGAGGAUUGUACGAGCCGGGCAUCACAGUUAUAAAACGUGACAUGUUUUUCUCAUAUUAGCUUUAUAUAAUAACACAAACAGAAUGACAAGCCUUGUCAAGUGAAAACAGUGCAUUUUACUUUUCAUUUCAAAUAAAACGUGGGAUUGCCAAAUUCGGCCAGCUAGCUGGAGUGAGAUUUUCAGUUCGAGUUGUCUGCACACAAAUGAAACAGUUCUUACCUUGUAGUCUGCUUUUGUAUUUAACUGUGUAAAUACACUUUUGACAUAGCUAAUUUUAGGCUUAUAAUCGAAUAAUAUAGAUUUGCAGUAAUAUUUCCUGCGUGAGUCUGAAAGCUUAAGUAUCAUACCAGAAGCUUGAGAUUUAGCAAGCCUGAAAACGUACAUUUUUUUGUUUCACCUGAGUUCAUUUAUAUAACAAAUAACAGUACAGUCAAACCUGGGAUUGCAAGUAACUUGCUUUGCGAGUGUUUUGCAAGAUGAGCAAAAUUCUUAAAUAAAUUUUGAUAAAUAAUAAUUUGAUAAAACUUGAUAAAUGACCGAGGACUUGCAAUACGAAUAUUACGUAUACGCUUUGUCUGCCGAGCGUCACGUGAUCAUGACUGAGCCGUUGGUUAUUCUCUCUCUCACUGCGGGAUUGUGGGUAAUCGUCUCCCAUGCUUGGUCUCAGUCGGCAUGCCUCACUCGUAUAGUCAAAAUUUAGUAGAAAAGCGUCACCCGAAUAAGGGCGUAGCAGUGCGAGCGAUGAAUCUGUUUAAUGACAGUACAAUGUCCACAUUUCCACGAAAUCGAAAAGGAGACAAAAGCAGCUGUUAUUGGAUAGGUUCCUUGUUUCACAAAAAGAAAAUAUUCCAGUGAGCCAACAGACAGCAGUGAUUCCGUUAAUUAUAGUGAAAGUCGUCCUACAAAAUAACCCUCCUCUUCUCCUCUCUCUCGUCUCCCUCACACCAUCCAUGAUUCUUUUCAAAGGUAAAGUGCAGGUUAAUUUGUUUUAUGUAUUCUUACUUUAUAUUUUGUAUUAAUCAUUUUUAUAGAAAUAUUCUUGGGUAGUGGAACGAAUCAUCUGAGUUUCCAUUAUUUCUAGUGGGAAAAUUCACUUUGAUAUAUGAGUGCUUUGGAUUACGAGCAUGUUUCUGGAACGAAUUAUACUUGCAAUCCAAGGUUUUACUGUACUUUAUACAGUUGUUAAAAAGCAGAAACUUCAACGAACAUGAAAUCACCUGAAAGAGGGGAGAGUCGAUUUUUGGCCCUAUACACUAAUAGAACUGGGGCCUUGGGGUAAUUAUUUUGCUGUUGAAAAUGCUAAAAUAGAAUGGUUGCACUUCCUGCUACUGAUAGCCCUUCAGAAGUAUGUUUUCAAUGUUUGGAAUUUUUUUUCAUGAAAAUGGGUAUAAAUCCCUGAGACCAUUAUUGGUCUUUUUCUUUGAACAUAUGAGAAUUUCAGGUGAAACAUUUAACAGUGAACAAUAGCAAAUUGUCAUGCCCAUCAGGUGCACAGCAUCACUGCUGAUUAGUGGACCUUCAAAAGGAACCGAGAAGCCCAGGCACAAUGCGAAUUAUUCUGCCAAAUGACUUUGAGCCGUACCGAGCGUUUCUGUGUCUUUUGUCUACCCUUUUUCCCUCGCCAGGUCUGUCUGCCCAGUGUGUUCUCCUUACCCACUCCCUUUCCAUUCCCCAGAACCACUCCCGAACCUGACCCGCUUCCCUCGCUGAGACCGGCACGUCCCGUUCCCACUCCCCUGUGUGGUCGUGUCCCGUGCGUCCCUGUAGGACGGACCCUCUGGCUACUGACCCCCGCUUACGUCUACCGACCCUGCCUACCGCUGAUCCUUGCCUACCUGUAUAUCUACGCCCCGAUUUCCCCAUUAAAGCCAGCAGUUGCCCACACUACUGGAUCCGUGUUUUCCUGUUCAGACCGGUAUCACACAAAUAAAAAUAUUACAAAUAUUUUGUCACGAUCGUCCGGGAAGCGGGCGAACGCGCUGGCAGGCGAGCAGGCAGGAAGCAGGCGAGCAGGCGUAAGCAGGGUGAACGGGGAUUUAUUGGUACAACGAGGACUGGGGAACAUCUCACGCUGACUGACUUCACGUAACAUCAAUGACGGACAAAGGACUCGGGUAAGACACGGACUGAAAUACACAGGACUGAUUGAAAAUAAGCAGACACAGCUGGGUACAAUCCGGGAAACACAUGUGGGUAAGCAGGGGGCGUGGCACACAGGAGGAACCGACGAGCAGGUCAUGACAGAACCCCCCCCCAAAGGCGCGCUGCACAGGGCGCGCCCGGGAGGAGGCCACGAACGGGACAAGACCGGGGAAGCAGGACCUGAAAAACAAAACCAAAAAGCAUCAACAAGGGACCGGGAACAAGACAGACAGACAGAACAGGCACAAGGACAGGAAAUGGGACAGGACCUGACACAGGACAGGGAACACGGACAGACAGAGAAGGAAAGGGGACACAGAGGGAACAGGCGGGACACAAGGGCCAGGAGUGAACGGAGGGAACAGAGGAGGACGGGCAGCAAAGACAGGAGGAACAGAGCCAGAGGGAGCAGAGAGAGGCGGGACAAAGGCGGAAGGAGGAGAGAGGACCGAAGGGACAAAGGGAGGAGCGAAGGGAGACAAGGAGGGGGAACAGAGGGGAGCCCGAGGGAGACCCAGCGGGCGACGGGAAGCAGCCGGAGGGGCUGCAGGCGGCCAGGAGGCCGGAGCCGGAGGGGACCCCGGAGGAGUCGAGGAGACCGGGCGAGGGACCGAGGCA